AUGCGCCCGGACAUGCGAGCUAUAACAACAUGGGCAGUAUGGGUGGUGGCAUCGAUCGGCUUCGGAUCUCACAAAUCAAAACAUGUCUGGUGGUUGACACAAGCCAUCUCGUCGCUGGGGAUCAUCCUCUACACGCUGGCCAAUUGGUCAUACACGGUUGCCGCCUUUACGGAUCCCGGUUCACCUCUGAAGUCUCCCGACAAGUCAUCAGAUCGAAGUCAAGGGAGAUACUCGAUGCUCCCAACUCACGAGCCUCCCACCGAUGCGGGUCAGUUGCAGAGUAUCACCGUUUCCUCCACAGGAGCGCCUAGAUUCUGCAAAAAGUGCCAUACCCCUAAGCCGGACCGGACACAUCACUGCUCUACUUGCAAGAGAUGUGUCUUAAAGAUGGAUCAUCACUGCCCUUGGCUGUCAACCUGUCUCGGAUUGCGGAACUACAAAGCAUUUGUGCUCUUCCUCAUCUACACAUCUCUGUUCUGCUGGGUCUGCUUUGUCAAUGCUGCAUGGUGGAUGUGGAAAGAACUUUUCGAGCAAAGUGGCUAUCUGGACGAAGUGGCACCCAUCAAUAUUAUCCUUCUUUCUGUGAUUGCCGGUAUCAUCGGCCUGGUCCUGAGUGCGUUCACUGGCUGGCAUAUACAUCUCUGCAUCAAGGGCCAAACUACCAUUGAGAGACUCGAGAAGACGAGAUACCUGAGUGGUGUGAGGACUCUUGUGGAGCGGAAUCGCCAGGAGCAUCAGUUGAAUCACAGCAGACGCAGCUCCGAAGGCGUUGCAGGUAGACUACAGCGCGCGGGGGAGCAGUUUCUUGAGUGGAAUGCCAAUGCUGUUCCCGGGGCUUCACGGUACGAAGAAGGCGAAGAACACACCUCACCCGUCCCAAGUGUCCGUAACACGACACAGCGUGAUGCCCCGUAUCCUCAAGGUUCAGAUCAGUCGGCCAAUCAUCGUCCUCAACGACCCGACGUGUUCGACGACACCCCAGCCGUUCGUGCAUUGCGAAAUACUUAUUCCCACAUGGAGGCCGUUCGCGAGCGCGAGAGAUACUCACAAUACCUGGAUGACCAGGAAUCCGAAAAAAUGCCCAAUGCAUUCGAUCUUGGCUGGCGUCAGAAUCUUAACCACUUGUUCGGACCGAAUCGGUUUCUCUGGGCUUUUCCAAUAUGUAACACCACAGGUGAUGGCUGGCGUUGGGAAGUCAGCCCGAAAUGGGUUGCGGCGCAAGAAGAAGCGGCGAGGAAAAAAGAGCAGAGGCUCGCGGCAAUGAUGGAUCAUGAUCACUAUGCAGGACCGAUAAAUGGAAGAGGCGGUCGUGGCUAUGGGUAUCAAGAGUACGAGAGCGACCGGGACCGCGAUUACGUCGUCAACUUUGAUGGACCCCACGAGAACACUGUCCCACGGCAUGCUGACGAGGAUAUGUACUCCCGCAGCGCCAUGUCCAUGAAGAAUUUGCCUCCAAAUCACAAGAGUGCGUCCUCCACGGCAGAUCUGAGCAAGAGGAGACAGCGGAGGGAUUUUGACCAGGACGAACCUUUUGAGGUCAGCAGCGGCGACGACUACGACAGCGACUCAGAUAUUGGAUAUGACAAUAGAGACGACCAAGACGAUGCAGAGCGAGGCUGGACCAGGAGAAACCGUGCAGGACGAGGAAGAUGA
Molecule: messenger RNA, 1653 nt
Organism: Fonsecaea monophora
Lineage: Eukaryota; Fungi; Ascomycota; Eurotiomycetes; Chaetothyriales; Herpotrichiellaceae
Exons: 2
Coding region: 1-1653 (550 amino acids)
Biological process (GO): protein targeting to membrane; peptidyl-L-cysteine S-palmitoylation
Cellular component (GO): Golgi apparatus; endoplasmic reticulum
Molecular function (GO): protein-cysteine S-palmitoyltransferase activity
Source: RefSeq, a predicted model, not a curated record